This is a messenger RNA of Prorocentrum cordatum, 3552 nucleotides long. NCBI's taxonomy places the organism in Eukaryota, Dinophyceae, Prorocentrales, Prorocentraceae. The record is from the annotation of a GenBank genome assembly.
GCUGCGCAGAAGGCGCGAGGGCUCCUGAGCAGUCCCGCCGCCGUCCCGUUUCCCCCCCUCGUUCGCCGCCGAUAGUAGCACGGUGGUUAGGAGGGUGAGCGUGCCGGGCCGGGUGUCUCCGCGAAGCUCGCCUGUUGGGGGCACGAUUGCUCAUCUCUCCGCUGCCGUGUCUGCACCAGCUUGUCGAGGGGGGCAUGGGCCAGCCGUGGCGGGGUGGCGGCCCGCGCCUCGGCGCCCACGGCCGCAAUGGUAAACCGCCAGACCUGGACGCGCGUGCUGGGGCUGCUGACCAGGGCGCUCAGCCUCACGGACUCCUCCAGCCGGCACGAUGGCAUCGUCCUCCUGGUCGGCCUCCUGUUCACCACAGUGCUCAUGGCGCUGACCAUGAGCAAGCACUGGUCGGGCCUGCGCGGGCGGGGGAGGCCCCACGGAUCCUGCGUGGCCAUCGUGGCCUCCGUCCUGCAGCUGUCGCCCGUCGUGGAGAUGAUCGACAAGGUCUUCUCCCACCAGAUGCCCAUCUGCUUCGCGCAGCCUGACCGCCUCGGCCCGCAGCGUGCGCCGCUGCUGCGCAGCACGGUGGCCAAGGGUAGCCCCGGGGAGAACGCCAUGCGCGGGGUGCGCAAGCUCAGCAUCGUGAACCUGCCGCAGGCGGGGCUGUCGCUGUGGUACCACAUCUCGCUCGUCCCGAGGAGCGCGAACCUGGUCGCCCCACAGCACCCCAUCAUGAUCGCGUGCGCCUUCGUCGCGUCUUUCUUCUCGCUCAGCUUUGGGAUCGCGGACUUUGUGCUCUACGUCUGGGUCGAUGACGCGUUCGUGCGCGAGAACAAGAAGCUCGUGACUUUCCACUACUGCGUGGAGAUCUUGAUGAGAUUGCCCAUGCUUGUGUUCUUCCACCUUUGCGGAAAAACGAAGUACGGAUAUGCGCCAAUCGCCGUUCUGUUCGUAGUCGAUGUGCUCACCACCACGCUGCUGCUCUCGUUUGCGCGGUUCUCCCAGAGCAGGCGCAAAUGUUGCUCCUUAUCAAUCAACCGUCACGGUGUGACGCAGUGCGUCUUCAGCGUUAUCAUAUCCGUGCCGCUAUUUUUCGUCAACUUGGUGUUCUGCGAUCCGGGCAUGGGUUUCUUCUACGUCAACCAGGUCUACUACGCCGUCAAGUACUGCGAGCUCGUCGCGAUGUGGCUCUUCGUCGCGAUGAUGAGGAAGGACCGGCGCGCCGUGACCCAGCCGCUCAGCCGGUGCUAUCGACAGCUGGGGGGUACUGGAUCUGGCGAGCAGCUGGUUCCAGGCGUUCAUGUACACCGUAAUCUCCUUCGCCAGCCUCAACGCCGCCUUCGUCUGGUGCUUCGUGCCUGCCAGGCGACGCAAGAAGGACGAGAGGCUGGCGCAGGGCACGGAGACCGUGGUGAGGAUGUCCACCGACCCCGUGGAGGCCGCCCUGGUGUCGCAGCCGGGCGCGGCGCCGGAGGGCGGGCGUGGCGGCACGCUGCUGGCGAACUUGGAGGGGAUCUUCGAGCUGCUCCGCCUUCUCAGCUCGGGGGCGCCCACGGGCACGACGCACGUCGCCGAGAACCGCGCCCUCAUCCUGGAGGGCAUCUCGGAGGAGGGGCAGCCGGCCCUGCCGUGGGGCGGCGUGUUCGACGACGGUGCUGGCGGCGCGGUGCACAUCGCGGUGCGGCCCCGCGAGCGCGCCAUCUUCGUCACGCCGCGGGGGCCGCGCGGAGAGCGCAGGGGCGCGACCCUGCAGGGGUCGAUCGUGGGCGGGGCCCUGGUGGUCCACGACGGGGGCGCCGCCCGCCGCGGCCGCUUCGACAGCCGCCACAUCUCUGCCUCCGCUGGGACGACGGCGAGCGGUGGACCCGGCGCCCAGACCCCUGCGGGGAGGACUCGCAGGCCGUGUUGAAGCUCAGUUCGAAGAUUGCCCUCGCUCUCCAUUUGGACGCCGUCGCGGAGCCGCUCCGCGCCCCGGACCUGGAGGCUCCCGCCGAGGCGAGGUGCAGGAGGCCGCUGCUGAGCUUUGUCGUCGCCUACGCCUUCGCCACGGCGCAGGCCGACGUCAUAUCCGACCUGUACUGGGCCCUGGUGUGCCUCUCACAGGAGGAAGAGGAGGAGGAGCGGGCCGGUCGGCCGCCGCAGGGCGCGGCGCGAGACCUCGGCUACAGGGCCUCCCGCAUCGCUCUGCUGCGGCUCGUGAACAACGAGCUCCCGCACUUGGUGCCGGACUGCGGCAGCCAGGAGGACAUGGCGCGGUUUCUGUUGCUGGCGAGGCGGAUGCUGCAGGGGCAGAGGGAGGUGUGGCAGCAGCACAUGGAUCUCAUCAUGAACCAUAGCGGCCGGGUGCAUGGCGGCAGCGGGUCGUGGAAUUACAAGACAGAGGUCGUCCGCGACGCGCUGCGGCGUUGGCGGGAGCUGCGGAGGAAUUCGCGGCACGCCAGCAGGCCCGACGUGGACGAGGAGCUGCUCAGGUCUCCUACGCGGAGCCUUUCCAGGAGCUCGCUGGACGAGGAGGGCGAGCGGAGGAUGAUCUCCCCAGCGCGGUCCGACACGGACAUGGUCUCGCCUGAGGACAGGGGCUCGGCGGCGUUCUUGUCCUUGCCAAUCGACCCCACGGUUCAGUUUCGCGGCAUAGUCAUCGACGAGACCGAGGUGAUCCCGUCGAAGCAGGCGCCUCUGCUGCUGACGUGCAGGACCAGAGGCAUACGCUCCCGCUUGAUAAGUUCGCCGCACCAGACCCCAGGCGAACCAGACGGUGGAAACGAUGAGAUCCAGGAGAAAUACUUGCUGAAGGUUGGCGACGACCUGCGGCAGGAUCAGUUGAUGCUUCAGAUGAUGGCCUUGAUGAGCUGCGUCUGGCAGGAGCGGCUGCCCUCUGCGGACGCCCGGCUACUGCAGAUCGCCAACUUCCGGGCGCUCGCAGUCACUCCCCAGGCAGGGUAUGUGAAGUUCGUGGCGGACUCGGUGCCGCUGUCUGACGCCUUGCACGAGUCCCGCGGCAAUUUGUACCACUGGCUGGAGCAUCGGCGCCUCGAGGGCCUUACCUUGGACGAGGUGCUGGACAACUUUUGCGGCAGCGUCGCGGCGUGCUGCGUCGUCACCUACAUCCUAGGCAUUGGCGAUCGCCACUUGGAGAACCUGUGCAUCACGCGCAGGGGCCAGCUGUUCCACGUAGAUUUCGGUUUCAUCCUGGGCGACGACCCCAAGCCGAUGGCGCCUCCCGUGCGGCUUCCACAGCAGGUGGCGCAGGCGUUGUUGAUGUCCGGCCGGCUGCAGCAGUGCUUCUCUCUCGCUGGGCGCGCGUAUUUGGAGCUCCGCCCGCUCGCCGGGCUCUGGACGUCCAUCCUGAAACUCAUCGCGGCGACAGGCGGCUCUGGGUGUCCUCGGCUGGCCCGGCAGUCCAUGGCCGCCAUCUCGGGGCUGCGCGAGCGGCUCCGCGUCGACCAGCAGGACGAGGAGCGCGCGGCCUCGGAGUUCCUGUGUCUGAUGAGGGAAAGCUCAGAGGGCAUGGCGUCCAUCUUGAUCGACAAGGUGCACGCGGCGGGGCUCUUCUGGCGCUGA